AGUUGCUCAACGAGACACAAUGGUACCUCCUCUCAGUCAGUAUUGAAGAGACUACUUGAAAGUACAAUAUUUCUAUCAAAUUAUUAAUAUUUACAUAAUUUCAUAUUAUAUUCAUCAAAAAGGCUUUAUCAAAAAUAUUGAGAAUAAAUAAAAAUAUAAGAUUUAACUAUGAAUUUUAUCAAGUUCCUAUCGUUAAGUGUUAAGUUUUGGAAAAUUUGAUAGUGAAUUGCAUUAAUUUUCUGAUGAUCUGUCGAAACCUAAAGAGUUUGUGGUCCAAAUGAAACUUCUAAUCGAUCGUUUCUCCAAUGGAGGAUGGACAUUCUGACGUAUCGCAGAUCGUUUUUUACUUUAUAUCUCGAAAAAGAGGGUCAAUAGCUGAACUAGGAAAAGUAAUUUAUUCUUGGAUUGGAAAACGGUGACGUUUGGAGUUUAUAAAACUUCAGAGGUGAAAAGAAAACGCUUCUAUAUAGAUUUUCAACUGGGAGCGAUAUUAUUCAACAAAGGAAAAAAUCCAAGAGGAAGAAAAAAAAAAGAAAAACUAUGGAGUCAACGACAGAAGAUGAUGGGGAUUUGGAGGAUUUUUGGGAUAAUUUAAGAUUAGAGAAUCUCACGGAAGUCGAUUAUUUAAACAGGGUUCUUGGUCCAAAAAAUUUGCCAUUAAAUAUGGCAGUGCCAUUGACAGUGGCGUAUUUAAUAAUUUUUAUAACGGGAAUUUUUGGUAAUAUAACAACCUGUAUGGUAAUUAUUAAAAAUUCAUCAAUGCAGAAUGCCACCAAUUACUACCUCUUCAGUCUCGCCAUAUCCGACCUUAUUCUACUUGUUCUCGGACUUCCGAAUGAAAUAAGUGUCUUUUGGCAACAAUAUCCAUGGAUUUUCGGUCUCACCGUAUGCAAAAUAAGAGCUUACGUAUCCGAAAUGUCCUCUUACGGAUCUGUUUUGACAAUAGUGGCAUUUUCAAUGGAACGAUAUUUGGCGAUUUGUCAUCCCUUUCAUGUAAACGCAAUGAGCGGAUUAAAACGUCCAAUUAGUUUUAUCUUGGGUGCAUGGUCAAUUGCCAUGAUAUCAGCCAUUCCAUUUGCCAUUUAUACGAAACUCAAUUAUGUCGAAUAUCCCCCAAAAUCAGGAAAUAAAUCAAAAGAUUCGGCUAUUUGUGCAAUGCUUCUACCAGAUAUGCCUCAUUUUCCACUUUAUGAAAUGAGCUGCCUAGUAUUUUUUCUCAUUCCAAUGAUAAUAAUUUUUAUCUUAUACGUGAGAAUGGGUUUGAAGAUUUAUAAGAGUACUCGAAAUUCCCUCGGGCCUAUUUUCAACCAAAAUUCUAUUCACACUGAAUCGAAACAAUUUCAAUCGAGAAAAAGUAUCAUCAGAAUGUUGAGUGCUGUAGUGGUGUUAUUUUUUAUUUGUUGGGCACCAUUUCAUACACAGAGAUUAUUUUAUAUUUAUGGCGCGAAUGCUGAUUAUUAUCCAGAUUUAAAUGAAUUUUUAUAUAUAUUUAGUGGAUUUCUUUAUUAUAUUAGUACAACUAUCAAUCCAAUUUUAUACAAUCUUAUGAGUUCACGUUAUAGAAAAGCCUUCAAAGAAACACUUUGUUGUAAAGGGGAUAAUAAUAGAAGACAAGGACUUGUCAAUUUCUCCAAGAUAAAUGCUUCACGAUUGAAUUCUGAUCAAACGAAAAAUACAUCAAACAUUCGAUCAUCUUUCAGAUAUUCAAUUAAUCAGGCAAAAGAAAUGUUUCUCUCGAAUUUAGAUCAAGAAUCUGAUAAAAAUAAUGCUUACAAUGCUAAAGAAAAUUUAAAGAACAAUAAUUUAUUAUAUCCCGAUAAUCAUUCAACACGAGCGCUUCUCGAUAGAAGUCAUUCAUCAGUGAAAAUUCAAACAAGUAAUGAAAGUUCCGGAUCGAAAAAUCAAGUUAAGGAAUCUUUUUCAACUGCAAGCAGUCUUUUAUGAUAAAUAUAUUUUACGUGAAUUAUUAUUAUUAUUUUUUUUUUUAUAUUAUAUGUUCUUUUACGAAAAAAAAAAUUGUUUUACUGUA
Leptopilina boulardi is the source of this 2029-nucleotide messenger RNA. RefSeq names its product neuropeptides capa receptor-like. The record is from RefSeq and is a predicted model, not a curated record. Gene Ontology annotation, cellular component: plasma membrane. The transcript is spliced from 8 exons. Lineage: Eukaryota; Metazoa; Arthropoda; Insecta; Hymenoptera; Figitidae. The coding region runs from base 541 to 1944 and encodes 467 amino acids. Gene Ontology annotation, biological process: neuropeptide signaling pathway. Gene Ontology annotation, molecular function: neuromedin U receptor activity.